This is a messenger RNA of Odontomachus brunneus, 4941 nucleotides long. Its product is annotated as RING finger protein 207-like. The transcript is spliced from 13 exons. Lineage: Eukaryota; Metazoa; Arthropoda; Insecta; Hymenoptera; Formicidae. Gene Ontology annotation, molecular function: transmembrane transporter binding; Hsp70 protein binding; zinc ion binding. The record is from RefSeq and is a predicted model, not a curated record. Gene Ontology annotation, cellular component: perinuclear region of cytoplasm. The coding region runs from base 1866 to 4514 and encodes 882 amino acids.
CGUGCCUCGCGCCUUCUAACUGUAAAUAAUGGCGGGCAGCCACCUACGGCGAGAGGCAAAGGCUUCCCUCACCAGAUGGCACUUGGUGCGCACGCAUGAAUGCGUCACUGUCACGUGAUUGGGCCGCCAUACUCGUGCCUAGGCAGAAGGUGGAGCCCAACGACACCUCACAUUGCGGCGAGGUGUGUACGCGACUGAGCUGAGCUGCACGCGCAUGCGUCACUUGCGUAAGAUGCCAUUGAACUGUGGAAGGUUAUGGAAGGUGUUGGCAGGAGAGCUCGCAUAUCAAAACGUUGAUCCGUCCAAACGAAGAGUACUUACAGGAGACGACGCACUUCUCUGAACGCGUCUUAAUGCGCCAAUGUCUUCGAAAUCGAUGAAACGAGAAGACUCGCGAUACCCAAUAUGGAUGAAGAUACAUUGCUUUAACUUACAGGCUCGCUGACUUUCCUGCGUUUCUUUUUUCAACCAACACACGAAUCGAAGAUCCGAUGGAUUUCUGGGACGCUGAUAAUGGCGAUGUCGUGUACAUAGUUAUACAACGUGUGCAGCGAGGGCAUAAAAGAUGGAAAAAGGCGGCCGCAAAUGCAGCCGGUUAAAAAGGCGCGAGACGCUGACAAUGGACGCAUGAGGAAUCGACCGCCAUGAGCCGAUGAAUAGCGGCUUUCACAACGAAAUCGGAAAGCUCGGAAGUUCGGGUUCUUGUGGAGGCGCGGCCAUGUAGGAGGAAUUGUAUUUCCGGCAAAAACCCAAAUCUCUCCGCGACUACGGGGAAGUCGGCGGAUGAAAUUGGCAAAUUGGCAGGUUCGAAAUAUUCUCACCGUCUCUCAAGAGGCGUCUUUAACAACCCAAAUAGCACAGAUGAUUUUGAAUUCUCUGUGCUAUCUGGAUCUUUAACAAAAAGAAAAGAGAACUUGUUAUUAUUUCUUCCUAUUUCUUGUUAUUUUUUAUUAUUUCCGAGAUAAACAAGAAAGAGUGAGUCUUACUCGCGAGAUCGACACGACUGCAAGAUCUCGCGGCAUCGCGGGGGAUGCAAGACGAGAAAUAUCGGCGAGGAGCAGUGACACGUAGACGGCGGAAUAUCGAGUCCCUUUAAUUGGAUAAUUGAGAUUUGGAUAGGAAAUGGGAGGACGGGGACGGACGCGAUGCGGAAAACGAGAGGACACGAUCGCAGCUCGAUCCAUUCUGCGGCGAUGCAUUUGUGGAGCGGCCGCUUCCUGCGGCUGGAGAUAGUCCGCGGCACGUAGAAUUUGCAGCAGCAGCAUUCUAGCAAUAUCUGCAAGCAAAUUUAGGUGGGUGUCAGCGUUACACAUACUCAUCGCUGGUCUUUCUUACCUACCAGAAUCUCUUUUAUAAGAAGUGUGACUGGCAUUAAUCUGGAUGGGCGCCACAGAGAGAAAUUUUCUUGUGCCAAAUUUCACAAAUAGUUCAGUGCCUAAAAUCCCUGUUUCUCUCGAGGAACGGUCCGCGGCGCAAGCUGAAGGAAUUAGAGAUCGCCUCCGACAGACGCGACACGUCUUUGAGAGGGAAUUAGAAGAAUCUCUGACGUGCGGGAAUAUUGCUUAUCGGAAGACGACUUCUCGCAACGGCCAAACUGCUCGCCCUCGAUGCUCAGUGUACCUUAAUUCUACUAUAUAUAGUUCAUUUCGGAGAUUCUCCCUCGCGCGGAGGAUAGCAGGACGGAGGGGAUGAGUCUCGGCCGGUGCUGAGGAGAGAACGGACGCGACGACGCUGCGACGACACCGAGCAAAACUGUGUCUAGAGGGACACGAGUAUGGAGUGGCAGGGAGGAGCGGUGUCGUGAAAGCGGGUUAGCCCGGGAUCACAGUACUCAGGGUGGCCGAGGCCGAGGUCGCUGCGGCUCGAUGAUGGCGAGCUCGGGCUCGGCGGUCGGCGACGGGGUCGGCGACGACGGCACGACGGGCGUGCCGGGCGGCGGACUCAGGAAUCCCCUCACCUGCGGCGUCUGCCACGAAUAUUACAACGAGCCCUGCCUGCUCUCCUGCUUCCACACCUUCUGUGCCCGUUGCAUACACGGCCCUCACAUCGACGGGAAGGUCUCCUGCCCUAUCUGCGGGCAACAGACACAGUUGAAGGAAGGUGCGCAACUACCACCGCCCGAUCAGCUGAUGCGUCAAUUGGUAGAGCUGGCAAACUCCGAGAAUCCACCAUGUGCCAACUGCGACAAGCGCGACAAAUCGACCAUGUUCUUCUGCACUACGUGCGGCCAAGCGCUUUGUACCCACUGCAGAGAACACACCCAUCGGGCGAAGAUGUUCUCCUCCCACGAGGUGGUGCACAUGAGCAAGUGCGCCAAGGACACACAGCGUCGCUGUCCGAUCCACGGGGAGCAGUACAUCAUGUUCAGCCAGAGUGCCAAAUGCAUGUUGUGCGCCACGUGUUUCCGCGACACGCCCUCGGACGCGCGGGUGCACUGCGUGGACAUAGAAAGUGCCUGGCAGCAAACCUCGAAGAAGAUGGAGAGGGCAGUCAAUUCCAUUUGCGAGCUUCAGGCCGGUAUACGGGACGGCGUGCUGGCGCUCAAGUCCCAGCUGGACGAGUUGCGCCAUAAUCUGGAGUCCGAGAAACGUUCGCUGAGCGGGUACUGCCAGGGGAUGCAGGAGGUGAUCACGAAGACGCACGCGUCCGUGGUCACGGAGAUGCAACGUCAAUUCGAGACCAAAGAGCGAAUGGUCCGCUCGCAGUUGAUCUCGCUAGGUAGCGCGCUUCCCGUACUACAGAUGCACUUGAUGUUGUGCACCGCCUUCACGAGUGGCGCGACGAAAUAUCAGUUUCUAGAACUGGCCCAUCCGAUGCUGGAGCGACUGGGUCGCGUCGCCCAGCUGGGUCAUCCCUCGCGACCGCCUCUACUCGGCGCUCACAUCAAAACGAAUUACAGAAUCGACUUUGCACGCGCCCUGCAGCCCUUCAUAGGCCAGACGCAGUCGCUCAAGGAGUCCUUGUACGAUCACACGAUCGGCCAGUCGGAGCCGCAGGUGCUUCAGAGCAGCAAGACUGCUCAGAGGCUACCGCCGAAGACCGGACCCGACGGCGGUUCGUUCUCCAAUCACUGUCGUACCUUUGAUACGCAGCUGAAGGAACUGAGUCAACAGCUGCUGACGGUGAAAGAGCGACUGGGGGAACUGCAUCGGGACGUCGCUCUCCUGAGAAGAGCGAACACACCGCCGUUGGGCACGCGUUACGAUCUCGUGGCGAAAGACUGCCGCGUGCUGGAACAACAAUUGGAGCAUCAUCAAAUAGAACUCGAGCGGCUUAGAAAUGUAUUCGACGCGCUGUGGGAGGAGCAGGCGUGCAGGAUUCACAUAGAGAAGGAGAUCUUUCAUUCGCAGAUGAACGACAUACUGUCGCUGAGGAGCGAGGUGAAGAAGCUGCAGACGCUCGCCCAGCAACUGGAGCCUUUCGUCAAAUCAUUCUCCACGGGCGUGAGCGCUGGAGAAGUGAGCAUGGCCGCGUCGGACGUGGCCGACAAUCAGCAUCUGCAAGCGCUCUUGGAUCACCUGGCGCGCUUGCAGAUGCAAGAGCCACCUCACCCGGCGACUCAGGCGCCCACGAAGGAUCACCGUCAUUCACGCAGUACUGCCACGAGUGCCGACAACGCGCUAUACAUGAAGGAAACGAAGGAGAUCCCGACGCGAUGUCGCACACCAUCCAGCGGCGUCAGCGCCGUCCUGGACACGAGCGGCAACAUAAUGGUGUACGGCGCGACCAAAACCGACCCGAAGAAAGGCGUGCUCAGCCAGCUGAUCGAGAAGGCGCGGGCGAAGGACGAUCGCAAGAAAUCACCGGGCAGGGAGGAUGGUCGCGAUCGCAGCCAGAGCAGACGGUCGCGGAAGUCACCGGACAGCACAAAGCCGAAAACGCCGCCCGGCCACUCGACCGGCAGCAAAAUGCGUUCGCUGUAUCGCUCGUUGAAAGGCGGCACCGGCGACACCUCCGCCGAGGCCCUCGAUCAGGCGGACAGGUGUACCGCCGAUUCUCAGCAACCGCAGUCUCACAUCGGGGACGAGGGCGAGUACCAACGAAUCUCGGAAGCUUCGAGCAUGGGCGAGGCGAAGAAGCGCGUGCAGGCGCAGGUGCACGCGGUGCCGGUGGACGAGCAGCCGAUCCCCAAGCCCACCAAGACCUAUCCGGUGAGCGACUCCGAGGAGCUGUUCUACGCCGACGAGAAGGCAGCGAGCGACGCGAGGCGACGCCGACGCGCCAGCUGCGACAGCCUGAGCACGACCGGCUCCGGCAAUAGCAGGAGAUCGAGCAUCGCCGACGGGACGAAACAACGUUCCUGGGAAACCUUCCCGAGACCCAAAACCAAGCGCGGCGGUGGCGGAGAGGCAGGGACGGCGUCGUCUCUCGGCCAGCUCAAGAAAGCGGACAGCUUCGAAGGUCACGAGGAGGCGGUGCGCACCUUGGUGGCGGCCGUGCAGGAGACGCGCUCCCAACUGAGACAGCAUCAUCUGUACCACCAUCGCUAUCAUCGCAAGAGCAAGACGAACUGAAGGCGGGCGAGCGUCUCAUUCCCUGCCGUCCCGUUCGCCAACAGUCACGUCGACGUAUGAAAGUCGCGCGGGGAAAUCCCUGCUGGUGCGUGAAGGGGAAACUUAGUAGCUCAAUUCGGCAGUACGAGUCGCGUAUCCGAGGUAUAUCCGUGAUGAGCCUAUUGCAUAGACAAGCAAAAUUAUCAAAAAGGACUAAAUGCCACUCGCCACGUGGAUUUAAGUACUUGUUAUUUAGCGAGAGAGAAAGAGAGAGUGUGUAUGUGUGUGUGUAUGUACGUAUUGUUGCAAGGAUGUAUCGGUUUUUCGAAGAUUUUGGAUAUUCUACUGAAUACACGAUAACUGAUAGAUAUAUAAAAUUAUGAUAAUAAAAUGAGAAGGAAAUAAGAGAAGGAGAGAGAAAGAGAGAGAGAGAGAGAGAGAGAGAGAG